Messenger RNA from Trematosphaeria pertusa, 618 nucleotides. RefSeq lists its product as uncharacterized. The coding region runs from base 1 to 618 and encodes 205 amino acids. NCBI's taxonomy places the organism in Eukaryota, Fungi, Ascomycota, Dothideomycetes, Pleosporales, Trematosphaeriaceae. The record is from RefSeq and is a predicted model, not a curated record. The transcript has a single exon.
AUGGUGCCUGGGGGAGGAGUGCUCGCUGAUGGACUGCUGAAGCCGACGGCGCGGCCCCGGGUCCGUCUUAUACUCAUCCCCAGAGCAGUCACUGGCCAGGUCGCGGCUAGCAGCGACUACGGCCGCUCUGAUUCCAUCUCCACAAUCUGCGGUAGUGUACAACGGCCGCAGCGGGCAGCCGUCGCUGCGGCCUGCUGCCCUCGACGCGUAGAGCUCGAAUGCGGACGGCCCGCAGACGGAUCGAGCAAAGCACACACCGGCCGUGGCACGACGAGAUGGAUGGAGGUCUGCCUCUGCUACCCUCCGUCGACAGGGCCCGCGAAGGGAGCAGCGCGGUGGAGCUUGUCAGACUCGGGCUGGCUGUUCCGCAGCCGCGGUCAUGGUAGCAUUACCAGGUCGCGGAUCCUUGUUGCAGGGAGCGACCGCGAUGAGGAUGCCGGCGGAGCUUCGAGCAUAGCGCUGGCGUCUGGCGCCGCGAUGUGUCACACAAAUCGAAACGCUCACUCAUCCGGUGCUGGCGACGAUGGCAUGCCGGUGGUGUGGAGAGGGCCGGGUCUGCUGCAUCGCCAGGGGCGGCCACCCAGCGGCCAGUCCGCCGCUCCCAGCGCGGUGGAUUGA